This is a messenger RNA of Mycena indigotica, 1590 nucleotides long. Its product is annotated as F-box domain-containing protein. The coding region runs from base 1 to 1590 and encodes 529 amino acids. The transcript has a single exon. The record is from RefSeq and is a predicted model, not a curated record. NCBI's taxonomy places the organism in Eukaryota, Fungi, Basidiomycota, Agaricomycetes, Agaricales, Mycenaceae.
AUGCUCUCUUCCCCGUUCUCCUCGAAACUCGGCACAAAUUAUGCCCCCAAUGAUGAGGAACUCGAACGUCUAUCAGUCCUGGUUUCCAAGUUGGAGACGCAGUUGCAACUGCUCGCAUCUCCAACCAUCGAUAAUCGAGAUGAAACUACACCAGAAAGCUUUCGACAUGAACAUAGCGUCCUUGCCCAACAAAUUGACGCCCACAAAGCACUCAUGUCGCCGCUCCGAAGAGUGCCUCUCGAUAUACUGCAGGAGAUAUUCGUCAAAUGCUUACCGGAGGACGAAAACUGCCAGAUGAGCGCGAAUACUGCCCCGCUACUUCUCGGCCGCGUUUGUAGUCUUUGGCGCGAAACUGCCUUUAGCACACCGACGCUGUGGUCGAAGCUCCACGUUCAAGAGCCAGACACGUACUCUCUUGUGGAGCGAAAACACAAGAAGUCUCUCGUAAUACAACUGCUUUCUCGGAGGGAUGCCACAAAAGAGUGGCUUCAGCGAUCCGGCUCAUGCCCGCUCUCGAUUUCAUUUAAGGGCGAUCACCAAGUCACAGUCUUUCAACGGUCUAUUCUUCCGGUUCUUGUCCCAUUUUCACGGCGUUGGGAACAUAUCUCAAUCAAGGCUACGACAAACCUCCUUCCACACAUAGCUUGUAUCACUGCCAAAGAGCUGCCGCUGUUGAAAUCGCUCGAGAUCAUGGAACGCUUCGGAGGCCAGGAUAGCGACCGUGACAUCGACCGUGACAUCAUCCAGCAACCUUGGGGGCUUUUUACGGCUCCGAAUGUUAACAGCCUUGGAAUAUUUGCCGCUUUUUUCCAGGAAUCUAUCCUCACCAUCCAUUGGAACCAACUCGUCAAGCUUGAUAUCAGCCUAGUUCCCAUUGAUUACAGUCUACCCCAGUCCAUCGACUCCCUCAGUAGUCAACGAGCGUUUCAAAUUGCUGCUAUUUGCCCCAAUCUUCGCAUUUAUAGCAUUCUGUUGCAUAACUUUGGGGACUUCACACCACCAAACUCGGUCGCAGAACUUCCACAUCUUCACACAUUCCAUGUCAAAAGUGUAGGCGGGCUUAAUUCAUGCGUCAACGACCUCCUCGCUGGUCGUCUUGUCCUUCCCAAGCUGCGUGACUUGCGCUGGCAUGGAAAAGCCCACCCCCAAAUUCCACUCACCCUCUCAUAUAAACCAUUCUGCACCGCUGCUCGUUAUAUCGAGGUCAUCGAUCUGAGCUUCGACCUUUUCAACAAGGACACGUUGGCCGAAUUUUUAGGCCUCGUCGCACAUACUCUUCGCAAAGUGAAAAUGUGCCCCAGCCACGACGUGGGGCCCGAGGGCUCCGAAUUCGUCUUUGACGAUGACAUUUUGGACACGCUGGGCUCACUCGUCAAUUACCCGGCUCUGGAGGUGCUCGACAUUUCCUUCGCUGCAUUUUCUGAGCAGGCGUUGGUCAAUUUUGUCACUGCCCGGAUGAAAGGGCAACAGCUCAAACGCGUGGCUGUGAGAUUCCGCAACCCGAAAGUGUUGGAUGUCGAGGCCAAGCUAAGCUCAUUUGUCGCUGCAGGGCUUGAGGCAAACAUUGGAUAUCCUAGGCGUCGCUCUUGA